UUGGUUUAGCCGCUUCUGACAUGUGCUGAAAUGGGCUUUUCAGGUUUACUACUUUGUUUAUUUUCUGUUUAAUCUGCUGAACUGGUCUAACUUAAUAUUAGAAUACAUUGAGUAAAUAUGCGAUUUCUUUUCAUUCAAAUCUUGUAGAAAAUACGACACAUUUAGGCUUUUCUUUCAUGGUUAACUUCCCUUUAACUCGCACCUGAUGUAACAUAAUGCCCACAUUAUUUGACAUAUCAUUUCCAGCGGAUUGUAAGACUCUGCCUGAAGGAUUUUGGUCCGCUGUCGAUGUGUGGAUAAGAAAACCUCACGUUGUCAAUAAGCGCUUAUGUGGAGUCAAGGAGACAGAAAGCCAAAAUGUUGACAGAAAAUCUUUGGGGACACUUGUCUCUGGCCUUUCAGAUGAAGCACUAAACUUUUUGCACAGUGAAAGCUGUCACACAGAGACACACGAGAAUGGGGAAGAAUGGAGCUACCAUGUCAGGACUUUUAUUCCUAAAGUGAAUUGCUAUGGGGCAAAACAGCACAAAGAAGCUAUCGUCAAAAGUAAAGAUUUUGGCUUUCCACAAGUGACCUUUCUUCCAUUUGAGGAGGAGACGGAUGGGCAGGUGUCUUACAAACAGAGCAACAUCUAUCAGUUCAAACUCACUGGUCAGGACAAUGAGAAGUGGUCUUUGGAGCUCCAUGUUUUGUCCCCAGAUGAAUGGUUUUGUGAUGGUGUGGCCUACCCAAAACUGCCCUGGCUAAACUCAGAGCUGCUGCCUAAACUUGUGCGAUGGGCAACUAAAUCCAAAACCAGUGAAUUCAAAAGCACCUUGUCUCUGCUUCCUGUGGAGAAGUAUAGUGUUAUGUACCAGCAGCUGAAAGACAAGUAUAAAGCAAUGGUUAAGGUUUGGCCAGAAGUGACUGAUCCAGAGAAGUUUGUAUAUGAAGAUGUUGCUAUUGCAACAUAUCUAUUGGUGCUGUGGUCCGAGGAGAGGACAGAGAAAGACCUCACUGACCCCCAGUCCUUUGUGGACCUGGGCUGCGGAAAUGGCCUUCUGGUGCACAUACUGGCCAAUGAAGGGCAUCCUGGAAAAGGCAUCGACGUUCGGAGGAGAAAGAUCUGGGACAUGUACGGCCCCCAGACUGUGCUAGAGGAAAAGGCAAUUACUCCCAGCGAAUCCUUCUUAUUCCCCUGUACGGACUGGCUGAUUGGGAACCACUCGGAUGAGCUCACACCAUGGAUACCAGUCAUCGCUGCCAGGUCAUCUUACUCCUGCCGCUAUUUCGUCCUGCCUUGUUGUUUCUUCGACUUUUAUGGAAAAUACCAGCGGCGCCAGUGCAAGAAGUCUCAGUACAAGGAAUAUAUCGACUUUAUCUCUGAGGUCAGCCAAGUGAGCGGGUUCAGCACAGAGGAGGACUGCCUGAGAAUUCCAUCCACCAAAAGGGUGUGCCUCGUGGGAAAGUCGAGGAACUACAGCCAAUCAGACGAGAGCGAAGCUGAACGGCAAAGAGCGCUCUACAUCCAGAGUCGCCAGAACGCCCCUGGGGUCACAGUUCAUGGGUCGAACAUCGGGAGUGACAAGCACUGUUGCCAUGACAACACUUCCUGCGGGACCCCGGGGAGCCAAUGGGGAGCCGGGUUUCAGCCGCGAGAUAAGGUUGAGAGUGUGAGGAACUGCGCCUCUCUCCCUCGGGACCUGGUUGAUGGCGUGGUUCUGCAGGUCGCUCGUGUGCUUCUGGAGAUGGAGAAGGGCAGCGGCGAGGGCACAGACGGCGACUGGAACAGAGGAGGCAGCCUCUCUGUGGGCGAAGUGGCCUCUCUCCUGGAACAAGAAACUCUGCAAAGACUCAAGAAAGAGUGUGGAGGUCUACAGACCCUGCUCAAAAACAACCACCAAGUCUUCAGAGUGGAAGGUGGGUGGGUGCACAUACGAGACUGGCGCGACAUGAAGCCUGCCACGAACGUUAAGAGGAAGCCCGUUGCCCCCGGCGCCCUGAAAACUCGCCUGUGCUGGUUCCACACACACCACCCUCAAGGCUGCCCCCUACAGCUCGAACAGUGCGCCUUUGCCCAUGGACCUAGUGACCUCCGGCCUUCCUCAGGACUCCCGAAGAAACGAAAGGGCGAAAAUUGUUGACUACACUUUCCAACAUUUAAUUGCUAAUAUUUUUUACAAUCUUUAAAGGUCUUCCACCUGCUUGUCUCCAUGGAAAUGUUAUUGCUUUGUCUAGAAUGUUCCAUAGUAUAGAUUAAACCUAUUUGUCACAAGAACGACAAGCAGGUUACAGCACUACACUGCAUUACAGUUCAGAUCUGUGGAGAGUCACCCAUAUUUACAGAAGGAAUUAAUGUAUUUUUGGGUAAUAGAAAUACCCGUAAUGAAUAAAUGCUGAAUGGAUAUGUUUAAUGUCAUACCACGGAAUAUUCCAGGUAAAGCAAUAACAUAUCCAUGGAAACAAGUAGGUAGCGAACCCUCCAUCAGAGAAGUUGCUGAGGUGUCUUCACUUGAAAAAUAAGCUCCUAAUUUUAAUUUUUUUUAGUUUACUGCUGUAUUGCUACUCUCAAACAUCAAAAGAACAAACACUGAUCUAAAUUUAAAUAAAAAAAUAUACAAAAUAAUGCCCCUCCCACCAGAAAAGUUACACAGUGCACCUUUAAAGAGCUCAUAUUACACUAUUUUUUGAUCUGUUACAAUGGUAUUUCCAAAUCAAACACAUACCUGGAGUUUUGUUUUAUUGCAAUCCUUCAUUUUGUAACACACAUAUUCUUCAUAUUUAGGCUGAGUCCUUCUCACAAACAGUAAACACUCUGUUCCUCCUUGUGAUGUCAUGUGGUAAUACAGGAAGUGCUCCAUUGUGUUUUUAAACUCCAUACACCUUCACUAGAAUCAUUUGGAUAAUUUCAGCCCUGAAAUUGCCAGUCUCUACUGAAAAAAACCUGUUAACUUGAAAACUACUGCUUCAUGACAUCACAAGGUGGAACAGAGCAUUUUGAGCUUUGGAAAUGUCAACAGAGUAAUAAUACAGGAUUACUCAAAUGAGACUGAAACAAAACACAAUUCCAGAUAUGUUUUUGAGGAGGCAACAACAUUACAACAUGACUAAAAACUCACUCGAGUCAAUUUAGCAAAAUAUAGGACCUUUAAAGAAGAUAGCUCUUUUUAUCAUUUUGAAUCCCUGAAAGCCAAAUUGUGAGCACAAACGUUCCGUAGGCGGUGGGUGACCUCUGAGUGGCUUUGAGGUUCACAGAGGAGACAGUGGGUGAAAACGUUUGAACAAAAUAAAUGUUAAGGCCAUGAAUUAUUUGUUGGAGGAGAGGAGGCUAGCGCUGUGUUCUGUGGCCUCUGGACUGAUGCAUGCCACCGCUGGGCUUCUCUGAAAUAGACUGUUGUCACCCUGUGUCUCAAAUGUCAGGUGCUUCGGGCCAGCAGAGGAGCAUCAUGGGAGAUUUGUUUGUUUAUCAAGAGGAAAAUAUUCACACUGUUGAUGCAAUAAAGGAGACGUCUUUCAGCUUUGAAUCACAAAAGACUCUCAUGAAUACAGGGAGGACCGCUCUGUGUCUGUUCUAAAUAUCACAGGGCUUCUGAGGAAAUCAUUGAUGCAAUGGACUCGAAUUAAAACAAAUCUUCAUAUUCUAAAA
This is a messenger RNA of Boleophthalmus pectinirostris (great blue-spotted mudskipper), 3625 nucleotides long. It is a transcript of the gene trmt44, whose product is annotated as tRNA methyltransferase 44 homolog. The transcript is spliced from 11 exons. Gene Ontology annotation, biological process: tRNA methylation. Gene Ontology annotation, molecular function: tRNA (uridine) methyltransferase activity; metal ion binding. Lineage: Eukaryota; Metazoa; Chordata; Actinopteri; Gobiiformes; Gobiidae. Bases 216 to 2123 code for a protein of 635 amino acids. The record is from RefSeq and is a predicted model, not a curated record.